Messenger RNA from Fusarium mangiferae, 1419 nucleotides. RefSeq lists its product as uncharacterized. The record is from RefSeq and is a predicted model, not a curated record. The coding region runs from base 1 to 1419 and encodes 472 amino acids. Lineage: Eukaryota; Fungi; Ascomycota; Sordariomycetes; Hypocreales; Nectriaceae. Gene Ontology annotation, molecular function: NAD+ kinase activity. The transcript has a single exon. Gene Ontology annotation, biological process: NAD+ metabolic process; NADP+ biosynthetic process.
AUGUCUAGAAGGUCCCUCCUACGAGGCCUGACCCUCUUGAGGCCCAAUAGCAAUCAACUACCAAUAUGUCGCUUUUUGACCAGGCCAUCCACAUCCACUCUGGCACCACAAACAUGCCGUCUUCUAUCAACAACCUCGACCCAUCAAACGUCCGAGAUCCGCAGCAUCGCAGAACUCCCGAAUAGAAUAAGCCCACGCUAUCUCCAGAGCACAAAGCCCGGGUCGUCGCUAUUAUCACUAAACUGGCCUAAACCCCCUCGAAACCUCCUUAUCAUCCACAAGCUCUACUCAGAUGCCGUCGUCGAGGCUGUCGUCAAAUUCUCGACCUACCUCCAUAAUGAAUAUCCAGAAGUCAACCUCGUGUUCGAGCCACGCAUCGCCCAAUCGUUGAAAGAUCGUCUCGAUUUUCCCAUUUAUGCCUCGGACUCUCGGUCCAAUAUGGCGGACAAGAUUGACAUCAUCGCGACUUUCGGAGGAGAUGGUACUGUCCUACGAGCUGCAAGUCUUUACAAGCUCCAUGGUUCUGUUCCUCCAAUUCUGUCAUUCAACAUGGGGACACUAGGCUUCCUUGGCGAAUGGGAUUUCAGAGAGUACAAAAAAGCUUGGAGGGAGACGUUUAUGAGUGGCAGUGACGUCGCUACCCGUGAGGCCAACUACCCUCGAGGUGAUUGGGACAAGACAAGUCCAGUGUCCUACACUGCAUGGGAAAGGCAUAAGGGUAAAAGCAUGGGAGCCCAACGAGCAUCGAAGGUGUUACUCCGUCACCGCAUCAAGGCUGAUGUGUUUGAUCCGUCUGGUAACAAUAUCAAUCAUUGGCUGUCAGAUACUCUGUCAAGCGAGGCAAAGACAGGGGCGAAGGCGCUAGCAGUGCCUCACGAGCCAUCACCAUCACUGAGAGCUAUCAACGAGAUCUCGGUGCAUCGGGGUUCUCAUCCCCAUCUAGCUGUCAUUGAUAUCUACCAGAAUGGUCACUUUCUCACAGAAACCACAGCUGAUGGUAUCUUGAUCAGCACCCCCACAGGCUCAACGGCAUACAGUCUAAGCGCAGGUGGUCCAAUCGUUCAUCCACUUGUCAAGUCGCUCCUCAUUACACCCAUCAGUCCUUGUAGUCUAAGCUUCCGAUCCCUGGUGCUCCCGCUAGACACCAAGGUCACCCUACGAAUGAGUCGCAAGAACCGCGGCCGUGAACUUGACCUGAGUAUAGAUGGCAAGAGGUGUGCGGGAGUGUCGCCAGGGACAGAGAUUCGGGUAGAAGGCGAGUUUGUUGGACGAGCUGGUCCUGGGGAGGAGUGGCAUGGCGGUGUACCAUGUAUGAUCAGGACUGAGGAUGAUGACCCUUGGGUGGGUGGCUUGACUGGCCUACUCAAGUUCAAUCAUCCUUUUGGACGAGAACCUGGUGGAGACGAUUAUGCCGAUUAG